Molecule: messenger RNA, 2693 nt
Organism: Chilo suppressalis (striped riceborer)
Lineage: Eukaryota; Metazoa; Arthropoda; Insecta; Lepidoptera; Crambidae
Source: the annotation of a GenBank genome assembly
UACAACUAAAACAAACAUGUCUGCUAGCAAAUAAGACUCAAACUUGAUAAGAGGGACAUUAUUAAAGUCAACCCGAUAACAACUCAGUAUCCGUUAUUAGUCGAAACAUAUUUCAUCACAUUUUUAGAACACAGGAGUGUUGCUGACAAUCUAUAUGUCUGGAUACUUCACGAGUCAAUACUCUCGCAAAAGGUGUACAAACAAAAGGGUUUGCACAGGACGAUAAUAGUUAAAUAAUAUGGUGCCUAUUAGUACUUGUGUGUGAAUUUGUGGUGAUCAGUGUUUGUCUUUUAAAUAACGAUAAAAAAUUGAGAAAUGUGAAACAAUUAAAUCUUAAUUAUAGUGAAAAAAAUGACAAACAAAGUGACAAAGGUGCCACCUGACGGCGGUUAUGGUUGGGUCGUGACUUUCGCGUAUGCUUUGAAUAAUGUAGUUGUCCUACCGCUGAUAGCUGGCUUUGGAUUAGUUUUCCAAGAAGCAUUUGACGAAACUGGUCUGACAGCAACACAAGGCACUCUUAUCAUCACUCUGAACCAUGGCAUCGGUAUGCUGCUGUCUUUCUUCGGAGGUCCAGUGCUGCGAAGAUUUGGAUAUAGAAAAGUUGCUCUAUUUGGUGCCGUACUCAUUUUCUGUGGGCUUGUGCUGACAGCUGCUGCAUCAGAUUUCUGGAUCUUCAUUUUAUCAUACAGUAUUAUCAAUUCAAUGGGUGUGGCAUCAGUAAUGGCAGCUUUCACAUUAGCAAUUAAUUCAUUUUUCAAAGAAAAGAGAGGAAGAGCCAUUGGUGUUGGAAUGUCGAUCACAGGACUGGGACAAAUAUACAUGCCCUUAGUGAUGAGUGCUCUGAUGUACGCCUUUGGGUGGAGAUACGCUGUACUCAUCCUAGCAGCUCUUUGCUUGCAUUCUCUGGUAGCAGCAUGUUUGCUCAGACCAGCUAAGUGGUAUUAUAAAGAUCCUCCCGUGAUCGAGGAAGAAAUACCUCUAAACAAAGACCAAAGUACUGAACUAGUUAAUGGUAGUGUAACAACGUCAUCUAAACAAACAGGAUUACAUUCUCAGUUACAACUAGAAGAAUCCGUAGGAAACGGAAUACCACCAAAAAGUUUAUCAAUGAGAUCUCUUUCAAGUAAUACUAGUUUACAGACCAGAAAUGCUGUAUCACACCCAGAUAUUAGGAAAAAAUCUCCCGAGUCACCACUCCACGAGGCUCGAUACAAAUGGUGGGAAUCUCAGGAAAUUAAUUUGGGUAGUUCCUUCAACAUAUUCAGUGAACAUGAAAUGAAAAAAGGUGAUGUUAAAAGUAAAGAGGUAAUGAUAAAUGAAAAAUCUAAAGAAAUAAAGCAAGAAGAAGGAUUGAUGCAAAAAUUUAUUAAAUUCUUCGAUCUAACUUUGCUCCGCGAUCCGAUUUUCGUGAAUAUAUUGAUUGGCAUGUCGGUAGCCGCUUGUGUGGAGACCAAUUUUUCUUUGUUGCUACCUAUAAUUCUGAAGGAUAUGUUGAAGUUUGAAACUAGUGAGAUUGGAAAAGUGAUGGCUGUAAUAGGUUUUUCAGACACGCUGUUUCGUUUAGUUUCACCAUUCAUUGGGGAAUGGUGUCAGAAGCCACCUCGAGUCAUGUAUAUGAUAGGCUUGGUUCUCAUCGUCCUCACAAGAACAAUAAUGCUAUUCACCACCUCGUUUAUGGGAAUGAUAUUCGUCGCACUCGCAAUGGGCAUAACCAAGGGACUGCGGACUGUCUACAUGAACAUCGUGAUCCCUAGCUACAUACCCAUAGAGAGGCUGGCCUUCGCGUCCGGAAUACAAAUGUUUGUCAAUGGCAUCACUAUCAUCGGACUCGGAUCUUUACUGGGUCGUAUUCGUGAAUCUUCAGGUUCCUACGGAAUACCAAUUGUGGUAUUAAACGUUUUCACGCUAAUCACAGUAUGUUUGUGGGGUGCAGAAUUUCUAUACUUCAAGAUUAACAGGAAAGUUGUACCUCGACAACUUAAUGAGGCUUAGGACAUGAAGUAAUCGUGGAUCUGAUGUGACAGACAGGCUGUGCAACCAUAAAGGUGGAACUGUCGUCCUUAGUUUACAAAAAUAAAAAUGUUAUUCACAUCGAAACACAGUAUUUGUAAAACUCCUUUUAGUGGAGUACUUAUCUAUCUGAACGAGUGAAUGAAUGGAACAAACAAGAAACAAAUGACAACUUAAGGACUGGGGCAUGGUACAAGGAUUCCGUAAGGCUGGGAUUUCAAUUAUUUGUUAAAAGUCGAUAAAAUAAAAUAUUUGGUACUUAGCCAAAAGAAUUGUUGGAUAACAAUUCAUGAAACUCAGAUCGCCUUAUUACAAAACUUAGACUAAAGUUAAACUUGGCCUAAAACUUGUGCUGUCACUUUUGUUUGCUAAAAAGAAGACUGAGGCAACAUUAGGUUUAAACCAAGACUAAUUUUAGUCCACGUUUUGGAAUACGGUGGUAAACAUUUAUAACCAGUCGGUGUCAUAAUAAAAUCGAUAUACCUAUUAAGAUAACGGACGAACAAAUUUUAUUAUUAUAAUAAUUAAUAUGCCCUUAAUUCCAAAAUAUAUUGUGGGUUCUUUUCAAAGGGAAGCCAAAUUAGUUUGUUGUUAAAUUAUCCUUGUUAUAUUGUAUAGCAACACGUUGAGAUUAAAGGGUGUACAUAAAAACAUUUUUUUAUUGGUUACUAUUUAUUAUAUUU